This is a messenger RNA of Pygocentrus nattereri (red-bellied piranha), 1012 nucleotides long. It is a transcript of the gene emg1, whose product is annotated as EMG1 N1-specific pseudouridine methyltransferase. NCBI's taxonomy places the organism in Eukaryota, Metazoa, Chordata, Actinopteri, Characiformes, Serrasalmidae. Gene Ontology annotation, biological process: rRNA base methylation. Gene Ontology annotation, molecular function: rRNA binding; rRNA (pseudouridine) methyltransferase activity. Gene Ontology annotation, cellular component: small-subunit processome; nucleolus. Bases 1 to 717 code for a protein of 238 amino acids. The transcript has 5 exons. The record is from RefSeq and is a predicted model, not a curated record.
AUGGCAGCUCACGGAGGACAGAAGCGUGGCUUGGAGCAUUUAGACCAGUAUGAGCCCAAACCAGCCAAACAGCAGCGAAACCUCCACGAGAAAAUGACUGAGAAGCGAUUAGUUGUUAUUUUGGAAGGAGCUACGCUGGAAACCGUAAAGGUUGGUAAAACAUUUGAGCUGCUGAACUGCGACCAGCACAAGAAUAUGAUAAUAAAAAAUGGAAGGGACCCUGGCAAUGUUCGGCCGGAUAUCGCACAUCAGUGCCUGCUUAUGUUAAUGGACAGUCCGCUGAACAGAGCAGGACUGCUGCAAGUAUACAUUCACACAGAAAAGAAUGCUCUCAUCGAGAUCAAUCCUCAAACACGGAUUCCGCGCACCUUCCCUCGCUUCUGUGGACUUAUGGUGCAGCUCCUGCAUAAGCUUAGUGUCAGAGCAGCUGAUGGUCCUCAGCGCUUGCUAAGACUGAUUAAAAACCCAGUUUCAGACCACCUGCCUCCAGGCUGUCCACGUUUUGCCACAUCUUUCAAAGCAGGAGACGCAAUCUGUCCCAGAACCAUCGUCCCUAAAGAUGGUCCUGCUGCUGUUGUUAUAGGGGCUUUUGCACAUGGAGCAGUUAAUGUGGACUACACAGAAAAGACUGUGUCCAUCAGUAACUACCCUCUGUCUGCUGCCCUGACGUGCGCCAAAAUGUGCUCUGCCUUUGAAGAGGUCUGGAGGGUGUUGUGACCAAAAAAAGAAAUAAACCAGGGCCUUGGACUUUAGGUCAAAGUGUGCAUUCUGUGGACACUUGUAAUGCAACUAUUCACUCCUUUUUAUCUGAAGCUGAGCAUUAUUAAUUGUGCUAGUGUCAUAUCUGAGAGCUGUACACUUAUAACAGCACAUCACUCAGCAUAUGCCUUCUCUGGACAUCCCACAGAAAUAAUGCUUUCUGAAUUAGUUUGUGUAAUUUUUCAUUCAUAUUCAAAAUAUGGAAUAUUUUCAGUUUACAUAUAAUAAACCUGAAUUUUAAGUAUUUUCUUUA